Molecule: messenger RNA, 2691 nt
Organism: Neolamprologus brichardi
Lineage: Eukaryota; Metazoa; Chordata; Actinopteri; Cichliformes; Cichlidae
Source: RefSeq, a predicted model, not a curated record
GUCACAGCCAAGGAGUGCGGGAGAGAGUACGACCAUGCAGCGUUUAAAGGGGCAAGACUUGCGCCUGGAGACCGGCUAUGGCUCAGGAAGUUAUACUCGGGUCUCUACAGUCUCCUUUUGUGCACCAUUAAAAGAAAGAGGAAGUUUUGUGUCACCAGCUGAGUGCGUUCACAUGCUGCGCACCGCGACACUCAGCCGGCGCGCAGAGAGGACUUGUUUUUCGGCUAUGGAUGUCUACCAGGAGGCUGUGCAAUAUCUGGAGUCACAGAACAUACCAGUGUCUGCUGCAGUGGCAGAAGAAGCUGAUGUCUUGGAAGAGGAUGUUUUCCCAGAGGAGGCAGUGUCCUGUUUUCUCUCCCCGCUGAACACUGAGAGUGUGGACUUCCCUGACACCCCUACAACAUGCAGCAAGGAGGAAAUGCUGGAAAGGAGGCUCACGGUGCUGAAAGGCAUCCUGGAGAGCGAGGAGGUUUACCUCAGAGAGCUGGACACCCUGUUGAUGCCCAUGAAGGCUCUGCGGGCUUCAGCUGGGACCUCUCAACCAGUUCUGUCCAGCCAGCAGGUCCAGACCGUUUUCUAUCAGGUGCCUGAGCUCAGAGACGUGCACCAAACUUUUUACUCAGGUCUGAAGGCCCGUUUGAGUGCUUAUGACCAGACUGAGAUCAGCCCUGGUAAUGAGACAGAAAUGAGAUGCAGAGGCUUUGAGCUGGUGGUCGGGGACCUGUUCCAGAAAAUGGUGAGCCAGAUUGGUCUGUACGGUGGCUUCAUUGAAAACUACGUGAAAGCUGUUGAAGUGGUUAGGAAGUGCACCCACUCAGACCCUCGCUUUCGAACUCUGGCAGAGAGCAUGAUGUCUAACAACGGCACAGACAAAGCUCGGACUACGUACACAUUCGAAGCUCUUCUUUACAAGCCCUUGGACAGAGUUACAAAGACCACAUUAGUGCUGCAGGAUCUCCUGAAGACGACGCCAACAGAGCAUAGAGAUUACACAGCCUUACAGGAAGCUCUGAGAUUGUCUCGCAGCUUCCUGUCUGGUGUCAACGAAAGUUCACAAAGUAAACGGGAGGUCACGUUAAGUCGUGGGAUGAGACGCCAGCUAAUGCGUGAUGGCUUUCUGGUGGAUGUGAGUGAGAGUGAACGCAGCCUGCGUCACCUCUUCCUUUACACCGACCUCCUGCUGUGCACAAGAUUUAAACAUGCAAAUAGAGGGCUCCGGCAAAAUCCGAAAACAUCCAGGAGCCUGGCAGCUCGUAGCCAGAAGAAACUGGAACAAAUGGAGCUGAUGUUGCUCACACACUUGAUUGCUUACAGACUGGAGCUGCACAGCCCCAGUGGCAAGAGUCACACUCUCCUCUUCUCCUCUCUCUAUGAACUAGAAGAAUGGAGGCAGGCCAUACACAAACUCACCACAGCUAACAUAGAAACUGUCCCUCCAGACUUGCUCACGUUGACCAGUUCGUGUGUGAAAUUGAGAAUGACCCAGCAGCCACCUCUACAUAGCACUAACGCCGGACUGAACGAGGAGGCGUUAUGUGGGACUUUGAGUGUGGCCAUUGAUUCUGCCGCUGGCCUACAGCAGCCAGCUUGUGUGUAUGUGUGUGUGGAAGUGGAUGGCUUCAAGUUUUACGAUCAGCAGACCCAGACACACUCUUCAGUCCUCAGCCUAAACCCUCACUGGGACCAGGAGCUGUCUUUCCAGGUGGAUGGUGCACAGAACUUGAGGGUGUUAUGUGUGAGUCAGUCAAAUGGACAGGAUGAUACUGUUCUGGGAAAAAAUACAGUAAAGUUGGACUCUAAAACUCUGAAUAAGCGAUGGAAAAAACAGACCCUAAAGCUGGGCCAGGUGGAGCUCACCCUCUCUCUCAAGUACUGUCCCCACCCACUGGGACCACCCAGCUCCACAGUUCAACAGCCGCCAAUCUUUGGCGUCCCCAUUGAAACCGUGGCAAAACAGGAGGGAGUGCUGGUUCCUCAUGUGGUGCGAUGCUGCGUGGAGGAAGUGGAGAGGAGAGGCAUGGAUGAGGUGGGAAUCUACAGGAUUUCAGGAACAACCAGUGAAAUCAGCACGCUCAAGGCUGCGUUCAACAACAAUCUCCGUGAAGCGGUGACGAAGCUGAGAAGCGCAGAAGUGAACGCUGUGUCUGGUGUUCUCAAACUUUACUUCAGAGAGCUGCCUGAACCCCUGAUACCCACUGAGCUUUUUCAGAGUCUGACAAGAAGUCUAGACAUCCAGGAUCAAAACCCACGGCUGGUCUCCAUGUUGUCCCUGCUGCAGUCUUGCCCUGAUGCCAACCGCCACACCUUCCUCUACCUGCUGCAUCACCUCCAACGAAUCUCAGAGAGGCAACACAUUAACAAGAUGUCUCUAAUAAACCUUGCCACUGUGUUUGGGCCGAGCCUCCUACGCCCCCCAGUGGCUGGGCAGGGACACCAUGGGCCCACUGUGGAUAUCUCUCAGGAGGUGGUGGUACAGGUCCAAGUCGUUUUCAGCUACCUGCAGUGCAACAACCUCCCUGAAGCCCAGCUCUCUCUGCCACAUGACUCGGACACUGAGGAUGAGGCCACCCACAUAUGAGACCACCAGCUGUGUCAUGGCCAGCAAGACAUAUAAAUGGUUAGAAACCACACUGUGAGCGACUGCUGUAAGAUUACCAAUAAGAAUAAACCUAUUUAUUGAAUUUUAAAAAA